CGUUACCAACCUAACUGGCAGUCACUAGAUGCUAGACCAAUACCCCAGUGGUAUGAUGAGGCCAAGAUAGGGAUCUUUCUUCACUGGGGUGUCUUCUCUGUACCAAGCUAUGUUGGAGCAUGGUUUUGGUACUACUGGCAAGGACCCAGUCCUAGCCUUGAUGUCGUUGAGUUUAUGAAGAUGAAUUACCCCCCAGGAUUCACUUAUGCUGACUUCGCUCCAAUGUUUACUGCAGAGUUCUACAAUCCUGACCAAUGGGCAGAUAUCUUUAAAGCAUCAGGGGCCCAGUAA
Lymnaea stagnalis (great pond snail) is the source of this 291-nucleotide messenger RNA. The record is from the annotation of a GenBank genome assembly. Lineage: Eukaryota; Metazoa; Mollusca; Gastropoda; Lymnaeidae.